AUGAAUCCUAGAUGAAUUGAGGAUGUAAACGGUGAUGGAAAAGCUGACAUCGUUGGAUUCAAUGCAGACGGUGUGGUAGUUGCUUUAUCGAAUGGAGUAAACUUUGAUAAAGCUACCUUAUGGUCAUGGUGGUUUGGGAGCUCAGCAGAUGCUGGAAGCUGGACAAAUUUUGAUCAAUUUCCAAGAUUUGUAAAAGAUAUGAACAAUGAUGGAAAAGCAGAUAUUAUUGGCUUUGGAUCAGCAGGGAUUUAUAUAGCUUAUUCUAAUGGAAAACACUUUGAAGAACCCUUUUUGGCUAUGUCUAGUUUUGGGGCAGUUAGUAAUGGAGGCGGUGGAAAUUCAUAUGAUAGACACCCAAGAGUAGUUAUGGAUGUGACAGGAUAUGGACUUUUUGAUAUUAUUGGCUUUGGAAAUGCUGGAACAUUUGUUUCUGUAAUGGUUGAUGAUAUAGCUGAUAUUAAGAUUACUAAGUUGAAUGCUAUCAAAUCUGAUAACUCAUUAAGCGAUGUAAAGUGCUUAAGUGAAUAUGAAAGUAAUGAACUAGAAAUUAAUUGCUUUGAUAGAUGCAAGGCAGAAUCGCGUGAAAGUAUUUUGAAAUUUGAUAGCUCAAAUUCUGAAGGGAAAUUCUAUUGGAUUUGGGCUUGAAUUUUAUUAUUUGGAGUUCUAGGUGUUGCUCUUUUAAUUUGUUUUAAAAAAAAAUCAAGUAAGCCUUAUUAUCUUGAAUUUUGUGAAGGCUCAGCAAGCUCUUAUAUGAGCUUGAAAUAA
Blepharisma stoltei is the source of this 765-nucleotide messenger RNA. The record is from the annotation of a GenBank genome assembly. NCBI's taxonomy places the organism in Eukaryota, Ciliophora, Heterotrichea, Heterotrichida, Blepharismidae.